This is a messenger RNA of Malurus melanocephalus (red-backed fairy wren), 8312 nucleotides long. It is a transcript of the gene PLXND1, whose product is annotated as plexin D1. Gene Ontology annotation, molecular function: semaphorin receptor activity; protein binding. Lineage: Eukaryota; Metazoa; Chordata; Aves; Passeriformes; Maluridae. Gene Ontology annotation, cellular component: semaphorin receptor complex. The transcript is spliced from 37 exons. Bases 1 to 5895 code for a protein of 1964 amino acids. The record is from RefSeq and is a predicted model, not a curated record. Gene Ontology annotation, biological process: regulation of cell migration; regulation of cell shape; semaphorin-plexin signaling pathway involved in axon guidance.
AUGAUACUGCGGCAGGAGGCCAGCACUGGCCUGGCUGGCAAAAGUGCUUCUUCCCCCGCCCCUUCCCCCCGGUCUGUCCUGKUCGAGAACGCCAAGGAGGCAGAGGAGGACAGCUCGGAGCAGCCCCUCCCGCUGCGGGAGACGCCCCGUCCAGAGGCGCCCGCUCCGCUCUCGGCGGCAGGCGCUGAACCGCGGCACCCCGCGCUGCUGCCGCUGCUGCUGCCGCUGCUGCCGCUGCUAUUGCCCGGCCGAGCCGCCGGCCUGGAGGUGCAGCGCAAGUUCCUCUCGCCCACCCUCACCAACAACUUCGCGCUGGACGGCCCCGGCUCCCGCGUCUACCUGGCGGCCGUGAACCGGCUGUUCCAGCUGUCGGGGGGUGAGCUGUCGCUGGAGGCGGAGGCGGCGGUGGGGCCGGUGCUGGACAGCCCGCUGUGCCAUGCGCCGCAGCUGCCGCAGGCCUCCUGCGAGCACCCCAGGGUGCUCACCAACAACUACAACAAGAUCCUGCAGCCCGACCCGGAGCAGGGCGUCCUUGUCGUCUGCGGCUCCAUCUACCAAGGCCUCUGCCAGCUGCGCAGCAUGGCCAACAUCUCGGCAGUGGCCGUGCGCUUCCCGCCGGGUGGCAGCGACUCUGUCACGGUCUUCCCUAGCAUGCUGAACGUGGCGGCCAACCACCCCAACGCCUCCACCGUGGGGCUGGUGCUGCGCCGUGGCGGCGGCGGCGGGGCGCGSCUGCUGGUGGCCGCCACCUACACCGGCUUCGGCAGCCCCUUCUUCCCCCGCAACCGCAGCCUGGAAGACCACCGGUUCGAGAACACGCCCGAGAUCGCCAUCCGCGCCCUCAACGCCCGCGGCGACCUGGCCAAGCUUUUCACCUUCGACAUCAACCCCUCCGACGACAACAUCCUCAAGAUCAAGCAGGGCGCCAAGGCGCGGCACAAGCUCAGCUUCGUCCGCGCCUUCUUGCAGCGCGGAGCCGCGCCGCCCGCCCGCCGCCCCUACGCCUACCUGGCGCUCAACAGCGAGGCCAACGCGGGCGACAAGGAGAGCCCGGCGCACAGCCUGCUGGCCCGCAUCUGCCUGGGGGAGCCGGCCGAGGCCACCCUUAACGGCAGCGGCGAGACCAAGAAGCUGACCGAGUCCUACAUCCAGCUGGGGCUGCGCUGCGGCGGCGCCGCCGACGCCUUCACCCGCCUGGUGUCGGUGUUCCCGGCGCGGGCAGCUUGGCGCAGCCCCGCUGCUGCUGACAGCCCGGCCCCGGCCCCGGCCCCGGCCCCGGCCCCGCCGCCCCCCGAGGAGCUGCUCUUCGGCGUCUUCGAGCGGGCCGGAGCCGGCGGCGCUCGGGGGCGGCCGCAGUCCGCGCUCUGCGUCUUCCGCUUCGCCGAGAUCGAGGAGACGAUCCGGGCCGCCCGCAACUCGUGCUUCGUCAGCCCGGCCGCGGGCAUGGUCACRGUCCUGGACAGCGUGGUGCAGGGCACCGGCCCGGCCUGCGAGAAGAGGAACAUACAGCUGCAGCCAGAGCAGUUGGACUGUGGAGCCGCACACCUUCAGCACCCGCUGGCCAUYGUGAACCCGGUCACAGCCACCCCCAUCUUCACCCACAGCGGCCUGAGCGCGGUGGCAGUGGCCAGUGUCAACAACUACACCGUGGUGUUCCUGGGCACGGCCACUGGAGCACUCCUGAAGCUUAACCUGGACAGUAGGAUGARGGUUGUUAGCAGGAGAUCCAUUUCGGUGGCGUAUGGAGAGCCUGUCCAUCCCAUCAUGCAGUUUGACCCUUCUGAUUCCACCUACCUCUACCUGAUGACCUCUUACCAGAUGGCCCGGGUGAAGGUGGCUGCCUGCAGUCAGUACUCGACGUGCCCCGAGUGCCUGGCGGCCGCUGAUGCCUACUGUGGCUGGUGCACCAUGGAGACCAGGUGCUCUCUGCAGCACGAGUGCACCAACUUCACAGGAGCCAAUUUCUGGGCGAGUGCGAGUGAAGGAGUGCAGCAGUGCCCCUCCAUGAGCAUCCUGGAGCCCGAGAUCAACAUCGACAAAGAGAAUCCGGUGCGUUUGGUGCCAGUGCCAAAUCACUCCCUGCACUGUCUGUCAAGGGGCUCUUGCAACCCAAUAUUCCUUGGCUUGAUUUUCUCAGACCACGUGAUUGUUGAAACUUCUCUCCGGGUCAACAACAAAAACAUUAUCCGGGCCAAUUUCACCAUCUAUGAUUGCAAAAGGAUUGGAACCAUUUACCCAAAGAGAGCGUGCACCAGCUGCCUSUCGGCCCGGUGGAAGUGUCACUGGUGCCCCUCUGCCUACAGCUGCAUCUCCAACCAGUCCCAGUGUGCUGAUGUGCUGCAGAUGCAGCAGAGGAAAGUUGACUGUCCUCGAAUCGUACCUGUGCCCUUGGAGCCAAUGCCCACUGGUGUAUCUCGGGACAUCACCAUCUCAUUGGCCAGUGCAACUUUCUCCAAGGACACAGCUCUGGAGUGCCAUUUUGGGACAGACAGGACGUUUGAAGCGCGGUGGGUGAACUCCUCUGCCGUGGAGUGUGUCCAUGUGCUGCUCCACACAUCAGAAAAAAGCCAUCACUUCCCAGUGAACCUCCAGCUGAAGGACAGACCAGACAGAUUUAUCGACAGUCCGGAGAUGAUGACAGUGGAGGUGUACAACUGUGCCAGCGGCAGCRCCGACUGCUCCCAGUGCCUGGCCAGGGAGGACCUGGGCCACCGCUGCCUCUGGAGCCCCAGCAGCUCCGGCUGCCGGCUGCACAGCGAGCCCCUGCAGCCCCCCGAGCUCUGCCCACCGCCYGAGAUACAGAAGAUCGAGCCGCUGCGAGGGCCCCUGGAGGGGGGGACGCUGCUGACCAUCCGCGGGAGGAACCUGGGCCGCCGCUUCAGCGACAUCGCCGUGCGCGUGGGCAGCGUGCUGUGUGCCCCCCUGCGCCACAGAUACGAGGUGUCUGAGAUGAUCGUGUGCCGCACCGGGGAGGCUCCGGAGCCCUUUUCGGAUGUGGUCACGGUGAACGUGAGCCGGGAAGGGCGGUCCAGGGAGCGAUAUUCCUACGUGCUUCCCGUGGUGCAGUCCAUAGCUCCCCCGAAUGGCCCGAAGGCAGGAGGGACCAGAGUGACCAUCAGAGGUGUCCGGCUGGACGUGGGCUCAGAGCUCCGUGUGCUCAUCAACUCCUCCAAGGAGUGCACUGAGCUCAGCCGCAGUGACAGCUCCAUCAGCUGCACCAUGCCCGCGGCAGAGCUCACCAUGGCCGUGCCAGUCUGCGUGCAGUUCGACAACAGGUCUUGUGCCAGCCACAACAUCACCUUCAAUUACGAGAAGAACCCGGUUAUAUCAGACAUCAACCCCAAAAAGAGCCAGAUCAGYGGAGGCAGGAUCAUCACCCUGGAAGGAAGAGGCUUUGGGCUGGUGCAGAACGUGUCCAUGGCUGUGCGUGGCAUCGGCAGAGAGCACACGCGCUGUAAGGUUCACACUGACACUGCCAUCACCUGCCCCUCCCCAGCUGCCUCCAAUGUCACGGUGGGCAGCAARCCAGCCCCCGUGGAUUUCUACCUGAACGGGCGCCUGUACACGGACGAGCGCUCGGCUCUGGACGAGGAGCUGUCCCCCGAGGAGGCUCUGCACAUCAGCAGCUUCAGCCUGGGCUACUACGCCGACCCCCAGUUCUCCACGGCCAAGAAGGAGAAGUGGAUCAAGCACCACCCCGGCGAGCCCCUGACCCUGGUCAUACACAAAGAGCCUGACAGCCUGGGCCUGGAGAGCAAUGAGUACCAGGUGAAAAUCGGCCUGAUCUCGUGUGAGAUUCAGAUUGUGUCAGACAGAGUCAUCCACUGCUCCAUCAACGAGUCGCUGAGCACGUCGGAGAGGCAGUUACCUGUGACGAUCCAAGUUGGGAAGUUCAAYUACACGAUUGCCAUGCUGCACCUGGGGGGAGGAGAGACUGCCAUCAUUGUGUCCAUUGUCAUCUGCAGCAUCCUGCUGGUCCUGUCUGUCGUAGCUCUCUUUGUGUUCUGCACAAAGAGCCGCAGAGCCGAGCGCUAUUGGCAGAAAACGCUGCUCCAGAUGGAGGAGAUGGAGUCGCAGAUCCGCGAGGAGAUCCGCAAAGGUUUUGCAGAGCUGCAGACAGACAUGACAGACCUGACCAAGGAGCUCAACCGCAGCCAGGGCAUCCCCUUCCUGGAGUAYAAGCACUUUGUCACCAGGACAUUCUUCCCCAAAUGUUCCUCCCUGUACGAGGAGUGYUACAUCCUGCCCUCGCAGCAGCUCAGCUCCCAGCUGCAGGAAACACAUCCCCUCCUGGUGGGGGAAUGGAAGAUCCCUGAGAACUGCAGACCCAACAUGGAAGAAGGAAUUUCUCUGUUCUCCACAUUACUCAACAACAAGCACUUCCUCAUCGUGUUUGUCCAUGCUCUGGAGCAACAGAAGGACUUUGCUGUCAGAGACAGGUGUAACUUGGCCUCCCUGCUUACUAUUGCAUUGCAUGGGAAACUGGAGUACUACACUAGCAUCAUGAAGGACCUCUUGGUGGACCUAAUAGAUGCUUCAGCUUCCAAAAAUCCCAAGCUGAUGCUGAGGAGGACAGAGUCUGUAGUGGAGAAGAUGCUGACCAACUGGAUGUCCAUCUGCAUGUACAGCUAUCUCAGAGAAACYGUUGGAGAGCCCUUCUUCCUGCUGAUCUGUGCCAUCAAACAGCAGAUUAACAAGGGCUCCAUCGAUGCCAUUACAGGGAAGGCCAGGUACACCCUCAAUGAGGAGUGGCUGCUGMGGGAGAACAUAGAGGCAAAGCCAAGGAACCUCAACGUGUCCUUCCAAGGCUGUGGGAUGGAUUCCCUGAGCGUCAGAGCCAUGGACACAGACACACUCAGUCAAGUGAAGGAGAAAAUUCUGGAGGCCUUCUGCAAGAACGUCCCCUACUCGCAGUGGCCAAGAGUGGAAGAUGUUGACCUCGAGUGGUUUGCCACCAGCACUGACAGCUACAUCCUGCGGGACCUCGAUGACACCUCGGUGGUGGAGGAUGGCAGGAAGAAACUCAACACUUURGCACAUUACAAGAUCCCUGAAGGGGCAUCCCUGGCUAUGAGUUUGACAGACAAGAAGGACACCACGCUGAGCAGAGUGAAGGAUUUGGACACKGAGAAGUACUUCCACUUGGUUCUCCCCACAGAUGAAUCAGUGGAACAUAAGAAAUCCCACAGACAGAGCCAUCGGAAGAAAGUCCUUCCCGAGAUUUACCUGACCCGGCUGCUCUCCACCAAGGGCACACUCCAGAAGUUCCUGGAUGAUUUGUUCAAAGCCAUUCUCAGUAUCCGAGAUGAUAAACCGCCUGUGGCUGUCAAGUAUUUCUUUGACUUCCUAGAGGAGCAGGCAGAGAAGAGAGGGAUCACAGACCCUGACACUCUGCACAUCUGGAAAACCAACAGUCUGCCGCUGAGGUUUUGGGUGAACAUCCUGAAGAACCCGCAGUUUGUGUUUGACAUAGACAAGACAGAUCACAUCGACGCCUGUCUGUCYGUGAUUGCCCAGGCCUUCAUCGAUGCCUGCUCGCUCUCGGACCUGCAGCUGGGCAAGGACUCCCCGACCAACAAACUGCUGUACGCCAAGGAGAUCCCUGAGUACCGGAAGAUAGUGCAGAGAUACUACAAGCAAAUCCACGACAUGCCCCCGCUGAGUGAGCAGGAGAUGAAUGCCCACCUGGCGGAGGAGUCACGGAAAUACCGAAAUGAGUUCAACACCAAUGUCGCCAUGGCUGAGAUAUACAAAUACGCCAAGAGAUACCGCUCCCAGAUCGUGGCCGCCCUGGACGCAAACCCCACCACAAAGCGCACCCAGCUCCAGCACAAAUUUGAGCAGGUGAUUGCGCUCAUGGAGGACAACAUCUAUGAGUGCUGCAGUGAAGCCUAGGCCGGCUGCAGCCCUGGAAGUGACCUUUGUUGCAGCACAGUGCCACUGGAAAGCUGCCCUCAGCCACAGGCACACCUUGGUCAUCUUCAAACCAGCCUUGUGGACGGGGUGGGCCUGCCCAUGGCUGGAAGUUUCCGUCACCUCAAAAGAAGCCACAAGACCUUUCCGAGCAGCUAAAACUCCUCUGGUCUGCACUGUGGCACCCAUAAUUUAUUUGCUGCUGCCAGCCAGAAAUGGAGGCAUGACACCUGUGGCAAGCUCAGUCCACACUUUCCCCCUGGUCAGCACCCAAGCAGUCAGCACUCGGAGCAUCCCUGUGCGUGGUUCCUCAGGACAAGGGAUGAGGCUGCAGCAGCUGCAACAACAGACACAAAGCAGAAGGGUUGCCUCAGGRAUAAUGACCACAGACAGCAAAGACUAUCAUAGCCUGAGCUCCCUUCCUCUCCAUCCUUCCAACAUCCUUGUUUUUACAACACCAGGGACUCAUCAGCUGUUCACUGUCUGCUGCAUUCUGUGUAUUUUUGUGCCUUUUAAUUUUUGUACUGUAUGUGUAAACAUAACCACUCCUGCAUCUGAGAUUUGGGCAACACGGGGAACUUGGGGCCGAGACAAAGCAGUUGCUUCCCAAGCAGCUAAGGCAUGGAGAAAGCACUUUAUCCCCGAUGAGACAGCUGUUUGGAGGGAGCCCAGGCUGUGUUAGCAUCACAAGGGCUGUUCUGCAUUUCCUGGGUUCCUGUCUCUUGUGCGUGGCAAGCUGGAGGUGCAGUGGGUAGGUGAACAUGSCAGCAGCCAGCUGAUCAGAGUCACAGUGCCAGACUGGAGGGAGCUGCUGAAGGAGGGACUGUGUCCCUCACUCCUGGCCCUGCCAGGCUGGCUGUGCACGUGUCCAUGGCACUGGCUCACCUCAAGCCACACUCAGGGCAACCAACAGACAGCACUGCCUGUCCCUGUGGCCAUCACCAAACACGAGGUCAGUGCUGCACGGGUGUCCCCUGAACCAGUUUAUUCUGCUGGCUGUGGGCCCAGCCCCGUGGCUGGCACCUGAGAAAAGCUCAGAGAGUUGGGCCUGGCUGCAUGGCCAGCCUGUGUCCAGCCCUUAAAGGGGGGGACUGGACCCAAACCUGGCAGCUCAGCACUGACCCAGGCCACAGAGCACCUCAGCACCCACGCUGCAGAGCAGGGUGGAGGGUCCCAGCUCAGGCUGGCUCAGUGGAAGGGUCCCCCUGGCAGACAAGUGGAGCUUGCCCAAGGCUGGACACCCAGUGCCACCCACAGCACCUGCACUGGGGCAGCUCCAGCCCAGCCUGGUGGCCCAUUGUCCUGCCUGCAGCCCGGGCUAUGACUGCUCUGGGCUGCAGACAGGCACAGGCUGCACUCACCUCCACCACUGUUCAACCCAGCAUUCCUGCAGGGACAGGCUCCUGCCCACAGUGACCCACCGGUUCUGCCCAUAGGAACGAACCUAAGUUACUACCUCACUGCAGGAGGAUGAAAGGGAAGCCUUCCUGAGUCAUCCARCUGGCUGGGCUGCAGCUUGGUGUUUGAUGACUUUGUCCAACAGCACUCCUGGGUGAUUCACUGCCAUGGACAGGUGGUCUCCAUUCCAUCAUUUCCAGUAAUGCCACAUUUGUCAGAAACCAGAACAUCAGAGUUGUGUAUGUGUACAUAGAUAUCUAUUUUAAAACAAACAAUAGUCUUUAUCCAAUAUGUUAAAAAGUGGGGAGGGAGGGGAGGGAAAGGGGAAGAAUAGAGGUUUUUUUUUAAAGAGAACUACAGAAAAAGUACUUACACUGUGGAGGUCUCAAUGUCUUUGCUGAGGAUGUGGCUUCAGAAUAGAAACUCUAAGAAUGUAGCUGGGCUACAUUUUAUUUUGAAAGUGAUUUCACAAAAAUUUCUUGAUGUUUUUUUUUUUCUUUUARAAACUGUGAAUAGCUGCCAGAGAUGUAGGCAGGCCCAGCACAGGAAAGGUCAGGGCAAGAAGGACGGAGGUAGCAGAGAGCACUGAUCUUGGCUGGUGGUAGGGAAAGGGCCAUGGAGCUAUAGCCUCAUGUUGUUUCUUGCAGGGAAAGGAUACAGGUGAGCCAAGAGUAAGCAGAGUUUGCCUCCAGGUGCUGUGACUGGGCCAUAUAUUGGGGCUAUUGCUUUAUUAUUUAAUUUUUUCCAAAGCCAAAAAAAAAAGAAAACAAGAAGUAGUUGCUACAGCCAUUUAAAGGAGCAACUUUAACAGUAAAUAUCGAGGGUUUGUAGUGUUGCCUGAACCUUCAAGCCCUUUGUAACAUGUUUUUAAACUUUGGCACGUGUUGUGGGUGUAGUGCCCUUACCUGCUGUGUAGUGGAAGUGGCAGACUCCUGGCAAAGCCUAUCUUUGUAAUAAAACAAGGUGCUGAACCUGUGGAGUGCAGUUCCUGCCGUGCAUGU